AUGUUUUUCGACCUCAACGUUCCCGUUCCCAAUAUCCAGAGUCCCAGCCAGGGCACGUCCAAGAAGGGCAAAGGAAAGCAACCAGCGACCACGCAGGCGUCGUUUACCAUCGCUCAAAUAAAUUCUCUUGAAGCCCAUGUCGAUCUCCUCAUCCACUUAGGAUACACGGUCCUCGCAUUCAGCCAAACGGUCAACAAGAAGGUAGACUCGAAAACACACGUCAAUGUGCUCGAUGGGCUGCUUUCGCAGCUUAAAUCACGUCCUGGGAUUGUCUACCUCAAAAGACUGAAUAUAAUCCUAGACGAAGACAGCGAGAAAGGAUUCGGGUUGAUCAACGCCAGCGUAGCCCUCUUCAACUCCUACGACCUCAUAUCCCUCAUCCCAACAACGCACGCAACCUUCUCCCUAGCCUGCCUAACACACACGCAGCCCUCCCCCUUAACAGCACACAUCAUCUCCAUCCCACUAACCCUCCCUAGGCUACCAUACCACCUUAAACACACCCUCGUGCGCACGGCGAUCAAGAACGGCGCGGUGUUUGAGAUCAACUACGUCGGUGCGCUGGGGGGCGAGAAUGAUGGUGUUAUGGUGGAGGCUGGGGCUGCUGAGAAUGGGCAGAGCGCGAGGAGGAAUUGGUGGGCUGCUGCGAGGGAGUUGGUUAGAGUUACGAAGGGACGGGGCGUACUUGUGAGUGGUGGGGUGGUUGAUGAUGCGGAUUUGAGGGCGCCUAGGGAUGUAGGGAAUUUGAUUACGGUGUUGGGUCUUCCUCAAGACGCAACGCACGCAGCAUCGACAAAGACGCCGAAGUCACUCGUGUUGAGAGCUCAAACGCGUAAAACCUACCGUGCCGUUUUGUCAGAACCGAAACUCGUGAUACCUCAAGGGUCAAUGCCGGUCCCAGCGGCACCUGGACCAAGUACAACCCCACUCCCAAUAGGACAGAGCUCAACCCCAGCGCCACAAGUCGCGCCAAUUAACAUCCCAGUUCCAGCACCAACUCCCACUCCGGCUCUCCCAACAGACUCCAGGCCUCAAAAAAGAGUCAGGGAGGAGGGUGGAAUCGAAGGACAAGCCCCCUCGAAAGAGGGUGCGCCGUCGAAUUCGAACCUCGAGACGCAGAAGAAGAAGAAACGGAAGAAGAAUCAGAAUCAGAAUCAGAGGGAUGGGGGCGUAAGUGCAGGGAGUGUAGCUAGUUAG
Laccaria bicolor S238N-H82 is the source of this 1197-nucleotide messenger RNA. RefSeq lists its product as uncharacterized. Gene Ontology annotation, cellular component: nucleolar ribonuclease P complex. The record is from RefSeq and is a predicted model, not a curated record. Gene Ontology annotation, biological process: tRNA processing. Bases 1 to 1197 code for a protein of 398 amino acids. Gene Ontology annotation, molecular function: RNA binding. The transcript is spliced from 5 exons. NCBI's taxonomy places the organism in Eukaryota, Fungi, Basidiomycota, Agaricomycetes, Agaricales, Hydnangiaceae.